Molecule: messenger RNA, 2653 nt
Organism: Labrus bergylta (ballan wrasse)
Lineage: Eukaryota; Metazoa; Chordata; Actinopteri; Labriformes; Labridae
Source: RefSeq, a predicted model, not a curated record
CGCAACUUGACGGUGAAGAAGAAGGUGUCCAUUAUUAUAACUGUCAUAAAGAAGCAGUGGGGAGUAAGGACUUUCAUUUCUUUGCUCACAGUUAUUCUGCUGUGAUGUUUUAUUUUUCCUCUCUCUCUCUCUCUCUCGCCGUUUCCACUUUGCUGUCUCCGUUUCGAUCGAGCUUAGCGGGCUAACGUUAGCCAGUCAGCUAGCAUGAGCUGUUGUUUACAUGCAGCGACGAUGACGAUGAUGGUGAUGAUGAUGAUGAUGAUGAUGGUUGUGAUGGGCCUGAAGAGGUGUGAUAGCUAACCCAGCUACAGAUCUGUGCGAGGGGGCAGAGUCAUCGUCCAAGCCGCUCUGUGAGAACCACCUGACCCACCGCAGCUCAGGUGAUGGAUGUGUCCUCUCAGGAUUCGUCUCUUCUAGUCAUGGACCUGUCAAAGGGUUUCUCUGCCCCUCCCCUGAUCCCCCGACACGCUGAAGCCAAGAAGCCUGAGUGGUACCACCGCCGACCUCCUGGCUCAGAGAUCAGCUCCUCCUACAGAUCCAGACCCUCGUCCUCCUAUAACUCUUUGGACCCAGGUCCACCUGUACUCUGCAGGGACAUGGACCAGAGCCCAGAUUCUCUGGGCAACUACAUGAAUGCGACACUCACUCCCAGACUCGAUCUUUACCGGGUUGAAGGUACAGGUCGAGUUGGAGUCCACGGUAGCCUGUGGCAUCCAGGUUUCUAUGGACCAGACCAGACGGGGGGUCCGGGUCCUGAGAGCAGCGGGGGGGAGGAGAGUGACAGUGGCUCGGACGUGAUCUUCCUUGUAUCCUCGUCCAAAGAGCCGCUCUUGUGCAAUCCCUUUGUCCAGGACGGGGUGGGACACAUUGUGGAGCCGCUGUCCCCCACCGUGUCCUCCCCCGAUGUGGGACGGGGCUGUUACCACCGUCCCCAGCCUCUGAGCUCCCCAAGUCCUGACAGCUCCUACUCUGACGAGUCUUCGGAGAGCUCAGUGGACAUCCCAGUCCAUCACACACGGCCUGUCGUCCUCCUGUCGGAUCUCAGCGCUGCUUUUAGAAACCCCCCAGAGUCCGUGGAUGGCGUCUCCAGCGAAGACAGCGACAUGAUGGAAGUUUCAGUCUCUGGUGGAAAAAAGAAGACUUCUCUCUGUAAGAAGACAAAGACCAAAAAAGCUCAAAAAAGAGAAGUAAGACGCAGUUCCAGGGUCACAAGGUCCAGCACUGAGCUAUCUGCAUCUCCCUGCAGCGCUUCAAGGAGCGUCCUGAGGAGACGAGCCAAGAAUGACGCAGUCGGAAUCUACAAUGAAAGCGGAGACUCGGACGACCUGAUGGACUACGUGGCCAGAAUGUCCAGCUCAGACGCAGACGAGUUGCUCUCAGAGCCCAACAAGUUGCAGAGACUUAGCAGCAACUCAGAUGAGUCUGAUAUGGACACGCAGACAGACAGGAAGUCAGUGCAGAGAGAGACGCCACCUCACCAUAGAGUGUCCAAAAGCGUUGGUCGCAAACAGAAGACACAAAACCACAAUGCUCAUAAAACUGAAAAGAUCACGAGAACCGAGAAGAACCAGAAGAGCAUAGUCAAACCGGAGUCCCAAAACGACAAGUCUGCAGUCAAAAAGAAACCUCCGCGAGACGGAAGAAAAAACGUUGCUCAAAGACGGGUGGGUCUGCUCAGUUUCCUCCCACAGAGCCUGAGAUCAGACUGAGACAUGUGAACAUCAAUAAGGAGAAGAAGAAGGAGAAGAAGUCUGGGCAAUUCUGUCCCUUUGUUCACAUGGAGCAUAUGAGUUGCACUGUCAUAAACUGCCAGAGGGAGGAGGAGAAAAUAAGGAGCAAAGAAGAAGGACCACAGCAGAACGGGACCAGGUCUCUGAUCGGGUUCAUCCCAAAGUCGUCCUGUUUCCAGCCGGGUCGGUCGGGAUUAGAGAGCCCGGGUCAGACCAUGCUGAAGUGCUGCCUAUGUGGUCACACUGCCAACACCAUGAGCCUUGGAGACCUCCACGGCCCUUACAUCCCCUCCAGCCUGCCUGUGGACUGUCAGCAUCAGGAUACGGAUCAGAACAGGGCCAGGGGAAGUGAGCAAAAAGACGGCUCACGUGGGCUCAUAAACGGAAGUUCAGAAAAGUCCUCCUCUGAUGGUCUGCCCUGCUCCGCUGCUAAAACUCUAAACUCUCAUGUUUCUCCUCAAAUGGACGAGUGCUGGAUCCAUGAGGACUGUGGGAUCUGGUCUGCGGGAAUAUUCCUUGUCCAGGGGAGGCUGUACGGACUGCAGGAAGCGGCCCGCCACGCUCAGAGAACUGUGUGUUCAGCAUGCAGACUGACAGGUGCAAUUAUCGGAUGUUUCCAGAAGGGUUGUCAAUCAAACUAUCACUACAGAUGUGCCAUCCAGUCAGGUUGUGUUUUAAAUGAAGAAAACUUCUCAGUUCUCUGUCCGGAGCACAAGAACCGAUUGUUCAGUCUAGUAACCAGACGACGCAGGAGGUGACACAGACUGGACACUGCAGAAUUAUCAACACAUCUCCUCAGGGUGCAACUAGUUCAGCCUGACUUCACCUCAGCUGUUUCUUACACUGGUUAAUGUGUGUGUGUGUGUGUGUGUGUGUGUAUGUGUGUGUGUAUGUGUGUGUGUAUGUGUGUGUGUGUGUGUGUG